CCUCCUCCUCCUCCUCCUCCUCCUCCACCACCCCAUGUGCUUCCUGCCGGGCCAAGUUUGCAGAGCGCCGCCGCACGCCGGGCCAGCGCAGCGGAGCGGAGCCGCAGCGGAGCGGGGCGCACGGCAGCGGCCGCGGCUCCUGCACGGCGCGGGGGGCAGGCGCGGCGCAGCGCCCGCUCCGGCUCCGGCUCCGGCCUCGGGGCGCGCUCGCCCGGCCCGGCCCAGCCCCGGCCCCGGCCCCGGCCCCGGCCCGCCCGCACCAUGCCGCGGCGGCGCGGCUGCCUGCCGCCGCUCGUCUGCACUUUCGCCGCCCUCAGCCUGCCGCUGCUGCUGGCCGCCGAGCCCCGCGCCAAAAGUUGCUCCGAAGUGAGGAGGCUCUACGCCGCCCAGGGCUUCAGCCAGAGCGAGGCGCCCAGCCACGAGAUCAGCGGUGACCACUUGAAAGUCUGCUCACAAGGCUACACAUGCUGUUCUCAAGAAAUGGAAGAGAAGUACAGUCAACAGAGUAAACACGACUUCAGAAAUGCCGUCGUAGAGCUUAGUAAUCACUUACAAACAAUGUUUAGUUCCCGAUACAAAAAGUUUGAUGAAUUCUUCAAGGAACUUCUUGAAAAUGCCGAGAAGUCGCUGAACGACAUGUUUGUGCGGACGUAUGGCCGUUUGUACAUGCAGAACUCCGAGCUGUUCAAGGACCUCUUCGUGGAGCUGAAGCGGUACUAUGUGGGUGGCAACGUCAACCUGGAAGAGAUGCUCAACGAGUUCUGGGCGCGCCUCCUGGAGCGCAUGUUCCGGUUAGUGAACCCGCAGUACCACUUCACGGACGAGUACCUCGAGUGCGUGAGCAAGUACACGGAGCAGCUGAAGCCCUUUGGAGACGUGCCGCGGAAGCUCAAGCUACAAGUGACGCGAGCGUUUGUGGCUGCCCGCACUUUUGCACAAGGCCUCGCUGUUGCAAGGGAUGUCAUUAGCAAAGUGUCUGCGGUGAACCCAACACCACAGGGUACGCGAGCGCUGCUGAAAAUGAUGUACUGCCCGCACUGCCGAGGUCUAGUAUCAGUGAAGCCGUGUUACAAUUACUGUUUUAAUGUCAUGAGAGGCUGCUUGGCCAAUCAAGGGGAUUUGGACGCAGAAUGGAAUAUCUUUAUGGACUCUAUGUUGCUGGUAGCGGAGAGGCUGGAGGGUCCUUUUAACAUUGAAUCAGUCAUGGACCCCAUUGAUGUGAAGAUUUCGGAUGCAAUCAUGAACAUGCAGGAGAACAGCAUGCAAGUGUCUCAAAAGGUUUUCCAGGGAUGUGGCCAGCCGAAAACACUUGCACAAGGCCGAACUGCUCGCUCUGUCUCCGAAAGUGGUUUCAGUGCUCGUUUCAGACCCUACAACCCAGAAGAGCGGCCAACGACAGCUGCUGGCACAAGUUUAGACAGACUGGUUACUGAUGUGAAAGAAAAGCUGAAGCAAGCCAAAAAAUUUUGGUCAUCUCUCCCUGGCAACAUUUGCAAUGAUGAAAAGAUGUCUGUAGGCACUGUCAAUGAGAACGAGUGCUGGAAUGGGAGCGCCAAGAGCAGGUAUGACUUCGCAGUGACGGGAAACGGCUUAGCAAGCCAAGUGAAUAACCCAGAGGUGGAAGUCGAUAUUACCAAACCAGACAUGGUGAUUCGCCGGCAAAUCAUGGCUCUGCGGGUGAUGACCAAUAAACUGAAGAAUGCUUACAGUGGCAAUGACGUUGACUUCAUUGACAUAAGUGAGGAAAGCAGCGGGGAAGAGAGUGGAAGUGGCUGCGAACUUCAGCAGUGUUCCCCAGAGUUUGAAUUCAACGCAACUGAAGUUACUGGAAACUCCAACAAGAGCGAUAAAAAUGUGAACACUUCUGCCGCUGCCAGUAGCGGUUUAUCACAAGCAGCCUUGUUCUUUAGCAUCUUGUUCCUGGCCAUGCAAAGACAAUGGAGAUAAUUGUGCAGCUUAGGGGAAAAAAAGACUUUUAUUAUCAAAGUUAGAAGGCACCUGCUUUCACUUUUAUACCAUCUAGUGACUUUGCUUUUUAAGUUAAUGGACAACAGUGUACAGUUUUUACUAUGUUGCCACUGGUUUUAAGGUAUUGAUUUUUUUUUUCCCUUGCUAUUCUGGGAAUAACAGGAACAGGGACUACCAGUCUGUCCCAUUCACCAAGAAUCCAUGUUAGAGGUGGAUAACAAAAAUGUAUAUACAAGCCUGUAGUUAGCUCUGCAUUUGUGUCUUUAUCACUUUUCUUUUUUUUUUAUUUUUUAUUUUACCAUAUUUCUUACAAAAACAAAAAAAAAUCCCCAGGGUCCUUUUGUGGCAUGUAACAAGUACGUGUUUCUGAAAUGAGAAAUAUCUGUACAGAAGCAAGUUUUAUUUAUCGUGUUAUGGGGGAAAAAAUAAUUGCCCAACAAGCAGAAAACAUGUUUCACAUAGUUAACUUCCCAUUUAUCCACAUUAUGUUAGUUGCCUUAUCUGGAAAGAAGUGGAAGUAAUUUGUCUUUAUUAUGCGGUAAAACAGAAUGUGAAGGCAUAAUUGGUCUAUAUGCCAUAUGCCCCAUUUGCAUAAAGCGUUAAUACCAGGAGCAGGUUUUCCUUUUUUUACAGGAUGUUUGGUUAAAUUGGAAGAGACUACAGAGAAUUCCAGUUUCGCAGAAGCUAAGAAGAGUUGUCAUUUGUUCCCCUGGAUCCUUGCAAUUAGCUGUAACUCCUGUAGGUCCGUUCCCGGCGUGCGUCCCCAGGGGGAAUAAGGCAUUAAACUUGUUCGGUUGGAAGCAACUUGUCGUGUCACAGAUCCAAAUGCCAACGUGUGUCUUGUCUGCAAAUUUGUUAGAUGGAUGCUGGAUUAAUAUUUUUUUCUUAGUAAUACCUGGGGGAGGGGUGGAGGGUGUCGCUUUUGUUUUACACGAGUUUUGUUUCCUCUCUGGUCGGGAGGUGAAAAGGGAAGGGACAGCCGGACGUGACCGUUGUGCCAUUGCAGGCAGAUCAGAGUAAGAGCAGGCACGAGCCGGCCGGGCUGAAGAUGCCCCUUUUUGGUGUAUUUGGUCACCUGGGAGUUCCUGGGGCCGAGGCACCAGGCCACCAUAGCUUUCCGAUGCUCUCCAGGAUGCCCUUCUCUCUCUACCGGUGCUUUCGCAGUUGAAACAGCGUUGUGGUGAAUGACAACUCAUGAAUAAAAGAAAUGUAUAUUUUUAAGAAAAGGUAUGAAAUAACUUUAAAAAGAGCUUAGAAAAAAAAAGUCUUCAGAAAGACUCAAAAUUGUUCUGCACAUCUCCUCCUGCUUUAGGUAGCCUUUAGGCCUGGCUGGACGCUGGAAUCCAGCCAGGAGAGCAAUCCACAGAGAGAAGGUUUGUUGUAGUCCACCCUUGUGUUGUAAGGAUAAUUGUCUAUUUUUAUAUUGAAGCAUUAAUUACUUGUUAGCUCAGGGUCAGUGCUUUAUUCAACUUUAUUUUCACACCAAAUUUCUGCAAAACUAUAAAGAUGGAGUACUCUUGGCUGGUAUAAACAAUCCUGGAGGCUUAAUUUUACUAGAAGUAGCCAGUUAUUUAUUAAAACAUGAUGUUAGUAGAGUAGGGGUAUUCUGGCUAGAUUAUUUUUCUUUAGAAAAUAAAUCAUGGAAGCAUAAAAUUGAAAAAGUUAUAAAUUUAUGUGUGGGAAAAAAUGGAUUGUAAAUAGCUAAGUUGCCUUGUGAGGAAUUGGAAAAUGUGCUGAUACUUAGAAACUACCUCAGUUCUGAGGAAUUUCCUUUCUAGCUUUGAGUGCUAUUACAUUUACUUGGUAGAAGUGAAUCUGGUCUCCAAUAUGUAGCUGAAAGAGUUAUCCCUAUAGACCUUGUUAGAUUGUUUUUAAUUUAGAGGGCUGAACUACAUCCAGCUGUUUUCUUUCAGCUAAGUUCCCUAACAAAGAGAAUUUCUGAAUUAAAUAUUGCUGAUGGUUUCCAUGACUUUUACUGAUUUGUUUGGUUUCAUGGCAUUUUCUGAUUGCCCUUUAAUUAUUUAAAUGGUCCUAGCCAUUUGAAUUUUAAUCCUGGAAUAAACAAACCUUAGAUGCACUACCAUUGUAAAUAUAUCGCAGUAAGGUCUGACUGGAUAACCCUUCUGGCUUAUACCCAGCUGGCAGGCCGGCAAAAUUAAAUGAAGAAAAAAAAUUAAACUUCUUCGGAGCUCAGAGAAUGAUGGAACAAAAGCCCUUGUGUUCAGAGCGGCUGACUUUUCCAAGAUCUCAGUUUUUGGCAUCAGUGUUCCUAUGUAAGAAAGUUACUUGUAAAUUCUCCUGCUUUGGAGCAUUCUGCCCAACAUGUACUUAAAGAAAAACAUUUCUGAAUUUAUAUUUAUCGUUUUACAACUAAUUGCUUACUAGUUAUUAUUCAUUAGUUUGGGAAAGUGAACAAUGCAAAGACCUGACACGGGUUUUAAACUUGUCUAGUUGACUUUGUUAAUAACAUAACAACCCUUCACUCUACAAAGGACCGAGUUGUCACCUGGGGCUACAGGAAACGAGUAAACAUCAGCGUAGGAUGAUCAAAAGUUGUGUUCCUGCUUUUAUUUUGCAUUUGUGUGUGAAAUCGGCUUUCUGACAUGAGUUUGUAAACUGAACUGUAAGCAUAGGGACUGAGGCAUGCUGCUGGCCGCUUGCUAGCGGGAAUGCAUGUUCUCUGUUCCUUCAGGUUUUUGUUUUUCCGUAUGACCAUUGCCAUUAUGACCAUGUUUUUAAAAAGAAAUCCAUCCAUAGAAUUAGUGAUUAAUGGAAUUAAUAAUGAGCUUCAAAUGUAAAGUGAACCAGAGAGAUGGUGGUGUUGGCGGCAUGUGAGCUGCUCUGUUUUCCCAAAGACUUGGAAUAAAAAAUACAGUUCUUGAAAGGA
Dromaius novaehollandiae (emu) is the source of this 4855-nucleotide messenger RNA. RefSeq names its product glypican 4 (gene GPC4). Gene Ontology annotation, biological process: regulation of neurotransmitter receptor localization to postsynaptic specialization membrane; regulation of presynapse assembly; synaptic membrane adhesion. The record is from RefSeq and is a predicted model, not a curated record. Lineage: Eukaryota; Metazoa; Chordata; Aves; Casuariiformes; Dromaiidae. Gene Ontology annotation, cellular component: cell surface; plasma membrane; synapse. The transcript has 9 exons. Bases 262 to 1947 code for a protein of 561 amino acids.